AUGAACCCGCCAAGAACGUCGUUGAGAUCGGAAAACUCAGCGAAGUUUUGUUUCAGACGCAAAAACAGCUGCGUCGAGUUCCGGUGGAGAUUCUCUACCUCCAGCGAGCUCUUUGCCAUGAUAGUCUCGGCCACUCCAAUCAAUCCCUCGGUCUUUGCUUUCAUCGUCGAGUCGAGGAAAAUAGUCCACUCCUCAAACAGGGUGUCAAUUGGUUCUCCUGAACGGAACACCUUUGGAGCACUUGGAGCUGUCUCUUCCACUUGUGGAAGCACAGACUCCGCAUUAAGGAACUCCAGCGACUCUCCAGUAUGGAAUCCACAGAUGUACAGAAUCCACUGCACCAGCAACGACUGUAUGUUCUCCAGAGGAGAGCUGAAAGCUGCGCUGUUCUUGAUAGCCAUUUGGAGCAUGAACCUGGCAUCAACAAGUGCCUCGUCAAUGCUCGAUCCAGAAAGCUGUUUCAUUCCAGAACCAGCAGCAACAAGAUCUUCCACCAAAGUCUGGUUCAACAAGUCAACCACCUUCGGUUCGCCUUUAGAUGUCCACAGUUGGUCGAAGAUUCUUGGAUAA
Molecule: messenger RNA, 570 nt
Organism: Ogataea philodendri
Lineage: Eukaryota; Fungi; Ascomycota; Pichiomycetes; Pichiales; Pichiaceae
Exons: 2
Coding region: 1-570 (189 amino acids)
Source: RefSeq, a predicted model, not a curated record